This is a messenger RNA of Gymnogyps californianus (California condor), 1852 nucleotides long. RefSeq names its product glypican 4 (gene GPC4). Bases 157 to 1842 code for a protein of 561 amino acids. The record is from RefSeq and is a predicted model, not a curated record. Gene Ontology annotation, biological process: regulation of protein localization to membrane; regulation of signal transduction; cell migration. Gene Ontology annotation, cellular component: plasma membrane; cell surface; extracellular region. The transcript is spliced from 9 exons. Lineage: Eukaryota; Metazoa; Chordata; Aves; Accipitriformes; Cathartidae.
CCGCACGCCGGGCCAGCGGAGCGGAGCCGCAGCGGAGCGGGGUGCACGGCAGCGGGCGCGGCUCCUGCGCGGCGCGGCGGGGCAGGCUCGGCGGAGAGCCGGCUCCGGCCUCGGGGCGCUCUCGCCCGGCCCCGGCGGCCCCUGCCCGCCCGCACCAUGCCGCGGCGGCGCGGCUGCCUGCCGCCCCUCCUCUGCACUUUAGCCGCCCUCAGCCUGCCGCUGCUGCUGGCCGCCGAGCCCCGCGCCAAAAGUUGCUCCGAAGUGCGGAGGCUCUACGCCGCCAAGGGCUUCAGCCAGAGCGAAGCGCCCAGCCACGAGAUCAGCGGUGACCACUUGAAAGUCUGCUCACAAGGCUACACAUGCUGCUCUCAAGAAAUGGAGGAGAAGUACAGUCAGCAGAGUAAACACGACUUCAGAAACGCUGUCGUAGAGCUUAGCAAUCACUUACAAACCAUGUUUAGUUCCCGAUACAAGAAGUUUGAUGAGUUCUUCAAAGAACUUCUCGAAAAUGCUGAGAAGUCGUUGAAUGACAUGUUCGUGCGGACAUACGGCCGUUUGUACAUGCAGAACUCGGAGCUGUUUAAGGACCUCUUCGUGGAGCUGAAGCGGUACUACGUGGGUGGCAACGUCAACCUGGAGGAGAUGCUCAACGAGUUCUGGGCGCGCUUGCUGGAGCGUAUGUUCCGGCUGGUCAACCCCCAGUACCACUUCACGGACGAGUACCUCGAGUGUGUCAGCAAGUACACUGAGCAGCUGAAGCCCUUUGGGGACGUGCCGCGGAAGCUCAAGCUACAAGUGACGCGAGCGUUCGUGGCCGCCCGCACCUUUGCGCAGGGCCUUGCCGUCGCAAGGGACGUUGUGAACAAAGUGUCCGCGGUGAACCCCACGCCGCAGGGUACACGAGCGCUGCUGAAAAUGAUGUACUGCCCGUACUGCCGAGGUCUGAUAUCGGUGAAGCCCUGUUACAACUACUGCUUUAACGUCAUGAGAGGCUGCUUGGCCAACCAAGGGGACUUGGAUGCUGAGUGGAAUAUCUUUAUGGAUUCGAUGCUGCUGGUAGCAGAGAGGCUGGAGGGUCCCUUCAACAUCGAGUCAGUCAUGGACCCCAUUGAUGUGAAAAUUUCAGAUGCGAUCAUGAACAUGCAGGAGAACAGCAUGCAGGUGUCUCAGAAGGUUUUCCAGGGAUGCGGCCAGCCAAAAAUGCUUGCCCAGGGCCGGACCGCUCGCUCUGUCUCUGAAAGCGGUUUCAGCGCUCGUUUCAGACCCUACAACCCAGAGGAGCGGCCGACUACAGCCGCUGGCACGAGCUUGGACCGACUGGUUACUGAUGUGAAAGAGAAGCUGAAGCAAGCCAAAAAAUUUUGGUCAUCUCUCCCUGGCAACAUUUGCAACGAUGAAAAGAUGUCUGUAGGCACUGUCAAUGAGAAUGAGUGCUGGAACGGGAGCGCCAAGAGCAGGUACGACUUUGCGGUGACUGGAAACGGCUUAGCAAGUCAAGUGAAUAACCCGGAGGUGGAAGUUGAUAUUACCAAGCCAGACAUGGUGAUUCGCCGGCAAAUCAUGGCUCUGCGGGUGAUGACCAACAAGCUGAAGAAUGCGUACAGUGGGAACGAUGUCGACUUCAUUGACAUAAGUGAGGAGAGCAGCGGGGAGGAGAGCGGCAGCGGCUGCGAGCUCCAGCAGUGCUCCCCGGAGUUCGAGUUCAAUGCCACUGAAGUCACUGGGAACUCCAACAAGAGCGAUAAGAACCUGAACACUUCUGCCGCUACCAGGAGCAGUUUAUCACAAGCAGCCUCGCUCCUUAGCAUUUUGUUCUUGGCCAUGCAAAGACAAUGGAGAUAAUUGUGCAGCG